Solanum stenotomum is the source of this 1935-nucleotide messenger RNA. RefSeq names its product probable (S)-N-methylcoclaurine 3'-hydroxylase isozyme 2. Gene Ontology annotation, molecular function: monooxygenase activity; iron ion binding; oxidoreductase activity, acting on paired donors, with incorporation or reduction of molecular oxygen. Lineage: Eukaryota; Viridiplantae; Streptophyta; Magnoliopsida; Solanales; Solanaceae. Bases 169 to 1626 code for a protein of 485 amino acids. The record is from RefSeq and is a predicted model, not a curated record. The transcript has 2 exons.
UACAUACAAACCAAAAGAAGUUGAGAGGGAAUAUUAUAGUAAGCUUUUAAUUUCAAAUAACCAGGUGCCGUACUGUGGAGAUACCUUUUCGUUUCUUAGUGCUUCUUAAGGGAGAAAAAGUCACCAAUAUUAGGUAGAUGAGCAAGGCAAGUUGUGUAAGCUGAUUCAAUGGAGUAUUAUACGCUGCCAGCAUCCUUUCUUAUCUUCAUUCCCUUCUUCUUACUCAUUCUCAAACAACUCAUACCAAAAUCUCCAAACCUUCCACCAGGUCCACGACCGUGGCCUCUGCUAGGAAAUAUUCUCCAGAUUGGGAAAAGCCCUCAUAUUUCCCUUGCACAAUUUGCCAAAAUUCAUGGCCCAUUGAUUUCUGUCAAGUUGGGAACUCAGCUGGUUGUGGUAGCUUCAUCUCCUGAUUCUGCAGCUGAAAUCCUCAAGACUCAAGAUCGUCUGCUAUCGGUCCGAUCUGUGCCUAAAGUUGCUACAUAUGAACUCUCUAUUAUUGAUCAACACUCAAUUGUCUUUUCCAGUGAUUUGAGCAAUCACUGGAGGUUCUUGCGGGCAUUUUGUCGAACACAUUUGUUCUCACCCAAAGCGGUAGAAUCACAGGCUGCUCUGAGGGAGAAAAAAGUGUCGGAAAUGAUAGAUUUUCUUAGGUCUAGGAAAGGGGAAACCGUGAAGAUUUCUGAAAUUAUGUUUGCAACCAUUUUAAACACGUUAGGGAACCUUUUCUUUUCAAAAGAUUUAUGUGAUUUGGAUUAUGAAACGAACACCAGCGGGAUCAAACAUGUUAUUAGAAAAUUUGUUGAAUUGGGAGCUAUGCCAAAUAUAUCAGAAUUCUAUCCUCUAUUUGAUGCUCUGGAUUUGCAGGGAUUGAGAAAGCAGACUGAAAUAUAUCAGAAUCAAUUGAUCAACAUCUGGAGUGAAAUUGUCAAGGAAAAAAGGCAGGCAAUUAGUCGUAGUAGCCCGGAUUUUUUGGAUGUCAUGAUUGAUAGUGGAUUCUCGGAUUUACAGAUCAAUAUCUUAUUGAUGGAAUUAAUUUCUGCGGGUUCUGACACCACUACCUCAACAAUUGAAUGGGCAAUGGCAGAAUUGCUAAGGAACAAGGGCGCUAUGCACAAACUUCAAGCCGAGCUUACGAGUAAGAUCGGAGAAAAUGAUAUAAUCACAGAAUCAAUCACUGAACUUCCAUAUUUGGCUACUUGUGUCAAGGAGACAUUGAGGAUCCAUCCGCCUACUCCCUUCUUGAUUCCUCGUCGUGCUCCUGAGACAUGUAAGAUUAUGGAUUACACCAUCCCAAGGAACUCAAGGUUGUUUGUGAACGUUUGGGCUAUAGGGCGCGACUCUAAUACAUGGGAAGAUGCAUUAUCUUUCAGACCUGAGCGGUUUCUUGACUCCAAUGUGGACUUCAGGGGUCAAGAUUUUGAGUUCAUACCAUUUGGUGCUGGGAGAAGAAUAUGCCCUGGCAUACCCUUUGCUAGACAAGAAGUUCACUUGAUUUUGGCUAGUUUGAUCCAUCACUUUGAGUGGUCACUUCCUAAUGGUGAGGAUCCAAUGCAGAUAGAUAUGAAAGAAAAGUUUGGCGUUACUCUACAGAAAGAAAAGUCUCUACUAGUUGUCCCUAUAUAAUACUAGAUGGGUCAAUGCCCGUGAUGGAAUGUUUUCCACUCCAAGAAAGUGUAGUGGUCUUCCUCUCCGCUCUAGAUACUGAUGGUGGAAGCCUGAAUUCAGCUGCAAACAUGAACGUCACGGGAACUGUCAAUAUAGGAAAGAAUUGAUCAUCUUGCAUAACAUAGGAGGAGAUUAUCUUCAAGUAACUUGUAGUCACCUGCAUGGUCAUAUUAUAAUCAGUCCUUUACUAUGUACUUGGAAGGAAAAUAAUCUUCUAACAUCUGUUAAUAAAUCUUUUAUUUGGAGAUGGACUAUGUUUUAGCCAAA